Rhopilema esculentum is the source of this 2888-nucleotide messenger RNA. RefSeq names its product protein O-GlcNAcase. The record is from RefSeq and is a predicted model, not a curated record. Gene Ontology annotation, molecular function: beta-N-acetylglucosaminidase activity. Gene Ontology annotation, biological process: glycoprotein metabolic process. NCBI's taxonomy places the organism in Eukaryota, Metazoa, Cnidaria, Scyphozoa, Rhizostomeae, Rhizostomatidae.
UUCCAUUUCCUUUCAGACGAGGAAGAUUGCGACGAAAGAAGUGAACGUCUUUGACUUCUUGCAAGCUGUCGCGCGUACGUAAAACGCUUUUAUCGCGGUGUUUCCCGUGUUUUCCUGCCAAAAAGAAAGACGGAAUGGUGGUUAUCGAAGAAAGACCAUUUCUGAGUGGCGUGAUCGAAGGUUUCUACGGAAGACCCUGGACGUGCAAGCAGAGGAAUGAGCUGUUUACAAGGAUCCGGAAGUAUGGAAUGAACACCUACAUUUAUGCACCUAAAGAUGAUAUGAAACACAGGGCUCUCUGGAGGCAACUUUAUACAGCAGAAGAAGAAGGAAAGCUUGCAACUCUUAUAACCGCUGCAGAAUCGGCAGGUGUUACAUUUGUUUAUGCAAUAUCACCUGGCUUGGACAUUGUCUUCUCUUGUGCUGCUGAUGUUGCUGCACUGAAACGGAAAAUGAAACAGGUAUCAAAACUUGGUUGCAAGAGCUUUGCCAUCCUGUUUGAUGACAUUGAUCCAAGGUUGAAAGUUUCAGAUUGCAACCUCUACAAAUCAUCUGCAGAGGCACAGUCUAUACUUACAAAUGAACUCUUUCAGUAUCUGAAGAAACCAAGGUUCCUUUUCUGCCCAACUGAGUACUGCAAGACAAGGGCAUUCCCCAGUGUCGGCAAAUCAGAGUACUUGAAUACUAUUGGCACAAAGCUAAGCCCAGAAAUUGAUAUACUUUGGACAGGUGACAAGGUCAUAUCACAGGUGAUAACACCAGAGUCUCUUCUUGAACUAUCAAAAGUUCUCAGAAGAAAGCCUGUUAUUUGGGACAACAUACAUGCUAAUGAUUAUGAUCACCGACGCGUCUUUCUUGGUCCUUACAGUGGUAGACCAGUAGAACUAUACAAAUACCUGAAUGGGGUCCUUACUAACCCAAACUGUGAAUUUGAGGCCAAUUUUGUUGGGAUACACACAUUUGCUACAUGGUGCAGGGUGGCCUCAAAUGCAUACAAGGAGACUGCAGACUGUACCCAAGAACAGGAUUCAUGUGAUCUGGGAUAUGAUCCGAUGGAAGUUCAAAUUGAUGAGAAUGUUGAUGUUCCAGAUACAGAAGGAACAAUGCAUAUUGACCUCUACCCACUUACACCAGCUGAUGUCACAUCUGUUGUAACAAGUUAUGAUCCAAAAAUUGCAUUGAAACUUGCAAUAGAUGAUUGGCUUGUUGAAUUUGACAAACCCAAAGCAGUUGAAGUAAAAUCAUAUGCCAAGCGGCACACAAUGGCAUCCAUAGUGAAUGGACAGAUGGUACAUACUGGACAGUAUGGUCUUGAUAUCACUUCUGGUGAAGAGUCGUCUUCGGUUGACAUAAAAGGUGAUGCAAAGACAUCAGGUGUAACAGUUGCUGACUUAAGUUUGUUGGUUGAUUUGUUUUACCUUCCUUAUGAACAUGGCAUCAGUGGUAAAGCCUUACUGGACUGCUUCCGUUGGCUCAGAGACAAUGCUGGUCAAGUGAACAAAAACUGUCAGCUUUUUGGUGAAAAGGACACAAGCUGGAGAGAAAGAGCUGCUAAUUUCCACAGUCUUUGUCAGAUGGUAUUGGAUUUAUUCACCAGGCUUAGCAACAUUCCAAAUGAAUCAAUUCUAUUUGACCUGUAUCCUUACAUAUGGGAUGUGAAAGAAGUUGUGUUGGCACUCCAUGCCUAUGUGAUAUGGUUAGCUACAUCCAAUUUCAAUGAAACAUCUACAAAUGACAUUGCAGAUGUUCAGGUUUUUCCUGGUGAAGAUUUGCCUUUGGCUGAUUUUAUUGCAGAGGAAUAUGUUGAAGCAUGGCAUGCCAGGUACAUUGGUGGGGUGACUCUUGCUCUGCAAAAACUCAUGCCAUUCAAUGGUGGUUUUGGAUUUUUGGACACAGCACCGGAUUUGCCGUCAUCUGACAUAUUCUAUAUGAGGCCCUUCCUUGAUCAUGACAAGGACACUCUGCUUGGAUUAUGCACAACCUUCCAGUGUCCUGACAAAGUUUUGAAUAUUGAAAACAGUGAAACUAUAUGCAAUGUUGUUAUUGAACCUUAUUUAAACAAAUGCUCAAAUACACUCUUCAUACUUGAACACAAUCAUCAGAUUUGUGGAUAUGUUGCUGCGGUACCAAACAACAAAACAUUCAUGGAGAGUAUGAAUUGUACAUCAGAUUCUGAUUUGGAUUCAAGUGAAAGAAAAAAAUAUGACUGCCCUUUGUCAAGACUAACUGACUGGCACUUAGACAACAAAGCACAUUUAAUCAUCCAUGUUGAUCAAAAGACGAAAAAUGCGAGGGUCCUCAAACGAGUACUGAGUAUGGUGUUGUCAGUAUUGAAGUCAUUAGGCUCCAAUGCUGUAAUAUUAGAAGUAAAUGGCGAGGAAGAACAUGACAUGUAUUCCAAAUUAGGUUUUCAACCAGUUGACACGGAUAUUAGUGGUAAAGUAGUUAUAAGAGCCUUAUAGCAGUGUGAUUAAAUUUCCUAAGCAGUUGACACUAUAAGUUAAAUCCUGAAACCAUAAGCUGACCUUGAGUUGCUUUGGUGAAAAUCUGUAAGCAGGGGGGGGGGUGUGAAUUAUUGGCCUUCGUUUAUUUUAGGGAAUGAAAUUUCUCAUAGACUUAGUAGCAUUGACUUAAUAUGAAUACAAAUUAUUCAUUUCAAAAGUUCGCUAAUUGGUCAGCUUAGAUUUGGCUAACUUUUAUCUUUGGUCAGCUUUGGUUUGUGAGGCAGCGGUAAUUGACUUGAUGCCUUUUAAGGGUCCACGAUAUUUGUAUAAAUAAAUGCCAUUGUCAAAUGUUGUGACAAAAUGAAAUCAUUUAUAUAAAGAUGUUUGUUUUUUUAAUUAAAAAAAAUGUACAGUGUACAGUAAUAGUAUGUCCCAGAAAUUUAA